Messenger RNA from Topomyia yanbarensis, 6057 nucleotides. RefSeq names its product arfGAP with SH3 domain, ANK repeat and PH domain-containing protein (gene Asap). Gene Ontology annotation, cellular component: cytoplasm. Gene Ontology annotation, biological process: positive regulation of GTPase activity. The transcript is spliced from 16 exons. The record is from RefSeq and is a predicted model, not a curated record. Gene Ontology annotation, molecular function: GTPase activator activity; protein binding. Bases 1120 to 4683 code for a protein of 1187 amino acids. Lineage: Eukaryota; Metazoa; Arthropoda; Insecta; Diptera; Culicidae.
GCCAUCAGUCGCAAAUCGUCGGGCAUUUCGAGCGGGACGUGCAAACGAGAUCGGCUGUUGGUUCGAAUCGUGUCGUUUGUGGUGUUGGUGGGACAGCAGCAGCAAAGUGACAAGGAGAGUGUUGUGCAGAAUCAAAAGAGGACAGUGCCACCGCGAGCCGCUGGCAAACGGUAGAUCGAGCGGGAUAGCAAGAGAGAAUGGUGUUUCGAGGGUAGCAUCGUCGUAGUCGCAGGCAAGGCAGCUCACCAUAGCACUAAAAAAAAGACAUCAAUCAGGCUGCUCGUUGAAAACGUAGUGUUGUAUAGUAAAUUUUACAGAACUACUCGUGACGGAUUGUUACUGACUAGUGUUUGGAAAGUUCGGUACUUAUCGGAGUAAAGUAACAUUCCAUUCCGGUCGUCCGGAACCAGCAAGGUGGAGCAGUGAAAAAGUGGGUGUUUUCUUGUGUUGUGCGUUCUUCGUUUUCGCAUUUUUUCCCUGCCCUGUCGACUUUCAGAUGGGUGACAGUCGUUUUUCGGGAACUUCCUAUAUUUUUAUUUUUUCAACUUUCUGACCACAGAAAAAUGUUUUUCUAGUGAAUUGCGAAUGAACUGAAGAAAAUGCAAACAUGCUGAAAAACUUGAGUGAAAACUGCAACAAUCCUCAAAAAAGGAUGACCAUUUCCGACCACCCGUGGAAUGCGAUGCCAAAUCUCUAGUGUCUGGAAGUGUUCAGCGGAACGCCUUUCUCGCAACCCAGUUUGGAUUAGCACUGGUGGUGGUUGUGUGUGUUCCAGGAUUUGAGUGAGUGAGUGCGAUUUGGGCAAGGUGUCACAUAGGCGAAAUCCGCGGAUAAAAGGGUAGAUAUUUUUGGAAUAGUGUUGACAAGUUCAACUAGCUGCGAAUAAACCAUACGAUUUAGUUGAAAAAUAUAAUUAAAUACCAGUGAUCGAAGGUGUGUUCCGUAUAGCGUACGAAACGAUUAAACAGAAUCGUGUGGAAAGGUAACCAGCCAACCAACCACCUGUCGUCGUAGAACGCGACCGACCAACCAAUCAACCACCGAGAACCACCUUUCGCCAGCUGUCAAGGGCAGCUGGAGUUGCGUGCAUAGUAGGGCAAAAAGAAAACCAGCGCCACCAUGCCCGGGUUAAUCGGUGUGAGCGAGUUCCUGGAGGAAACUCGCGAGGAUUACAACUCACCUACGACGUCGACGUUCGUGUCACGAAUGACACAAUGCCGGCAGACGAUUUAUGCCCUCGAGGAGACACUUGACUUCGAUCGAGAGGGACUGACCAAGCUGAAGAAGGCAGUCAAAGCAAUUCACAAUUCAGGAAACACUCACGUAGACAACGAGAUGUGUCUGGUGCGGGCCCUGGAACGACUCGGCUCAGUUGCACUGUCCAAGGAGGAACCGGAUAUCGGUGCAGCAUUCCUGAAAUUUUCCGUCGUCACCAAAGAACUCAGCGCCCUCAUGAAAACGCUGAUGCAAAACAUCAACAACAUCGUCAUGUUCCCGGUGGAUUCGCUGCUCAAAAGCGAACUGCGAGGGAUGAAGGGUGAGAUGAAGAGGCCCUUCGAUAAAGCUGCCAAAGAUUACGACUCGAAGUUCAUGAAAAUCGAGAAAGAGAAAAAGGCCCUGGCCAAGGACGCCGGUAUGAUGCGAACCGAAGUAACUCCGGCUGAGAUUGCCGAAGAAAUCGAAAAGGAACGGCGUGUGUUCCAGCUGCAAAUGUGUGAGUAUCUGAUAAAGUUCAACGAGAUAAAGACGAAGAAAGGUAUUGAACUGCUGCAGCAUUUGGUCGAGUACUACCACGCUCAAAACAAUUACUUUAAGGAUGGCCUCAAAACGAUUGCCCAUUUCGGGACGUAUAUCGAGGAGCUUAGCGUGAAGUUGCACACCAUCCGACAUAAGCAAGAUGAGGAACGAAGGAAACUGCUCGAAUUACGAACCUUGCUUCGAUCGUCACCCGACUUCGAUCGAGUGGAAAACGUUCCCAGCGAUAGAGGCGCAGCGGGUUAUUCACUGCACCAGUUGCAAGGUGAUAAGAACCAUGGAAUAACCCGGUCGGGACAUUUGCUGAAGAAAAGUGAAGGCAAGGUCCGAAGGGUGUGGCAGAAACGACGGUGUCGGGUAACUGCCGAUGGAUUCCUCGAUAUUUGCCAUGCAGACGAAACCAAAGCACCUACGCGAGUCAACCUGCUGACCAGUCAGAUCAAACCCGCUUCAGAUGAUAAAAAAGGUUUCGAUCUAAUCAGUUACAAUCGACCGUACCAUUUCCAAGCGGAGGAUGAAAUCGACCAGAAAGCGUGGAUGUCGGUGCUGAUAAACUGCAGGGAGAAAGCCCUUGCAAAAGCUUUCCAGCAUGCCAACCCGCAGAUGAGUCCUAGCUUGAUUGAGCUGCAGAAGACGGUAAUCAAGUACAUUCAGAAUCUGCCCGGUAAUGAUCAGUGCUGUGACUGCGGUUCGAAGAACGACGUUACCUGGAUUAGUUUGAACUUCGGUAUACUGGUGUGCAUCCAGUGCUCGGGGGUUCAUCGGGAUUUGGGCGUGCACCACUCACGGAUACAGAGUCUAACGCUGGAUAAUCUGACAACGGCACAGCUGCUGAUUGCGCGGGCUAUGGGAAACAGUAGCUUGAACGAGGUGAUGGAGGCCACGCUUGGGAAGGGCAAAUUGACACAUGAGAGUUCGAUGGAGGAACGAUACGAUUUCAUUCGGGCAAAAUACAUUGCCAAACGGUAUGUGAUGCGAACCUGUGCUGACGAUCGUGAUCUGAGGAACGAUCUCGAACAGGCAGUGAUUAAUGCAGAUCUCAGUCAACUGUUGCAGGUAUGGGCCGAGGGUGCGGAUCUCUCCUGUGUGCUGCCAUCGUCGGAAUUUGGCGAAACCGCUCUCCACCUGGCCGUCCUGCGCGAGAUGGGCUCCACGUUGCACAUUGUCGAUUUUCUGAUUCAAAAUAUGACCGCUCAAGGGCUGAACAAACAGACGAAUCCACCGGGUCCAGCCGACAUGUCCGGCAAAAAUACGGCUCUUCAUUUGUGCGCUCUGCACGAUCGGCGCGAGUGUAUGAAACUACUGCUGCGAUCGGGCUGUGAUUUUGACGUGAAAAACUCGCAAUCCAGAACCGCGCUAGAUAUUGCCAAAGAGAUGGGCCACGAGGCCUGUAAGGAGUUGAUUGAACACGCCAUGAAGCGCGAAAAGAGUGCUUUCGAUCACAUCAACACCGAUUGGAACAUACACGACGACGGUUCAACCGAUUUCUCCGACGACGAUACGGUGCUGAUGGAUGAACGAAAGUCCCGUUCGAGACCACCCAGUUUCGUGGGGGGAGAUUCUCCGGUAGCACUCCGAUCUCGGUCAUCGACGUGUGAUUCAAUCCAGAGCGGUUCCAGUCCCAGCUCCAGCUGCAAUCCUAAUCUCGUCGGUGCCCAGCAAAUUCCCGGUGGUGCUGGUGGAGGCAACCAGCAGCGACAGAUUCCGAUCCCAUCGUCCGGCACUAGUCCCAAACAAUACGCCGGAUCGUUCGCAUCCCAUUACGGCUCUGGGACCGGAUCGGCUACCGGUGGUUCUAGUCCUAACUCUAGCAGUUCCAGCAGUAUUGUUCGACAGGCUUCGGCUCAGAUUUCAGCGGCGGCCGCUGCUGCUGCCGUCAGUUCACAGAGCAAAAAGUCUUCCUCUGUUAACAUUGGUUCUCUGAAGAAACGCACAGCUCCAGCACCCCCACCGACCACCUACGGAACUCUCCCGCAUGCCCCUCGUCAUUCCCAGAAUAUUGACAAUGAAAUUUUUGGUGUGGCAUCACAUCACCUCCACCAUCUGCACUCGGAUGUGUAUAGCACACUGCCACACCUGAGAGGUUCGGAUAGUGGCGGUGGGACAGGUGGUGGUGGUGUUGUCGGCGGAGGAGGAGGAAGCGGAACAACAAGUUCGUCCAGUGGCGGUGCCAAAUCCAACUCAUCGCAGCAGCUACAUUUCGACAACAAAAUUUACGAGCGCUUCGAGGGAUACAUGCAGUCCGGCAGGGAUCCCAACUUUCUCAGCUCAUUUACCGGCGGCCAUAAACGAUCGCCCAGCGGGGAAUCGCUGGGUAGGAAUUUAGCUGGAGCAAAACUAGUCCUCCCACCGGCGGGAGAAAUCCCUCAGCUCAAACCAGUGGACAAAAGCAUCCACAACAGGCCAAAACUGCCACCACCGCCCGGUUCUCAUAGUACAGAUAAAGCAAUGUCUAAUGGACAAUCGAACGAAAGUUUGUCUUCGAUAGACGAUGCGGUUGUGUUAAGGAAAAAGGUAACCAAAGUACUCAACUCUUCGAAUUAUGGUGAUUUCGGUGAGCUGGAUUACGCCAGCCAGCUCGAUAAUUCAAUGGCGUCUUCAUCUGGUGGCAAUCUCGAUUCCGCCAACAGUAGUUUUAGCCGGAACGAUACCAGCGGAGCGUCCGUUUCAUCCGGGGCGCUGAGUGAUAGCUUUAACAAGUCCAAGAGUCCAGCCGCGUUUCGGAGUUGUACCGGUCCCCGGCGAUGCCGGGCCCUGUACGAUUGCAACGCCGAUAACGACGACGAGUUGGAAUUCAAGGAGGGCGAAAUUUUGCUUGUGCUCAACGAACGGACGGACGACGAUAACUGGAUGGAGGGUGAAAUCGAGGGGGACAGCUCCCGGCGGGGCAUGUUUCCGGUUAGUUUCGUGCAGAUGCUGAACGAUUGAAUCGAUGGAACGCCUCGGUAAUGUAAGGCUACUAUUAGUGAUUGAAAAAAAAAUGUUACAAACAAACAAAUCCGCAUUCGGAGCUGAGCUUCGAAACACGUUAUGGAGCACACAUUUGGACAUUUCAAUCGGUUGUUUUAGUGUGUGGUCUCAAAACCCACAGGAAAGGGAUUUCUUUUCAAAUUCGAAAGAAAGCAAAGAGAGUGAUUAUUCUAAGUCUGCUGAUGAAGAUCAAGUCUAAAAUGCACCAUUAUUUAAGUGUAACUAUUUUCUAUUUAUUAUUAGUGUGCUGUGCAUCUUGCUUCAUUUCAUUCAAAAAAAAAAAAUCUUUAUGAUGCAGGAAAAUCUCCCUACAUCGAUAUGACUGCUCAAAGUAUUCUUUUCUCAAUUUUAUAGUCAAUCAACUCUUGCACAACAGAUUUAGUUUGUAUCUCUCAUUAACUUCAUCGAUACAGGCAUUUCAUUCGAAGUAUGAAAAUGUUGAACCUAAGAGCAAAGCAUUUAUCCCCAGUACGAAAAGUAAUUGAAUCAAGGUCGUUCUUUUUAGUGAAACAGACAGAAAAGGACAAAACUAAGGCGUAUAUAGAUACUGUUUGUAAACUAUUACUGAUUACCUAUAUAAACAUAUGGAUGGAAAGAAAAUAUGAGUAAUAAAUAUAUACUAAGAUAUAUACUAAGAGUUAAAAAUGCUGAAUUGAGCAAAAGUUGUCGUUGUGGAUAGCAAAACAAAAACUUUAUGUGCCAGUAUACAGAGAGACAAAAAAUCGUAACUUAAGAAAGAAUAAUAAAAACCAUAAUAAUAGAAAAACGAAUGCAAUUCAAACCAUCUGAUGAAUGGAACGUAGAAGCCGCUUCCCGAGAAUACCAAUCAUAUAGAUACCGUUACUCAAUGUGUAAUAGAAUUGUCGUCUUCGAAUCAUCGAGCAAAAAGUAAAAGCGUAAAUAGAAACAGUGAACCUGUCUUCAUCAAUCAAAUUUGAUUCCUCAGUAGAUCCAAAAAUUCCUCAAGAUAGAACCAUAGCCCGUAGAAACCAACAACAACAACAACAACCAGAUAGUUCACUAUUAAUGAUUAUCUACCUAAUAAGUAUUACUGUUGAAGCUAUAAUGAAAAAAUGACAAAAAGGACGAACAGCCGUGUUAUUGCAAGAAUAGUAACACCUAAAUACAUACUCAAAGAAAAUUAACCGAACCAUCGGCAAGCAAAUUAUUGCUACUACUGCAGAUUAGGUGUGAGUCAAUGUUGCAUGGAAAGUAGUGAAGGUAGAUGGCAAACUAUUGAAGGCGCGAAAAAACCCAUCGCAUUGCAAUCAACACGGAAAGACAUCAAAAUUAAGCAAAUGAAAACUGAAAAUAAAAAUGAAUAAUUAAAUA